AUGUGCAAUUUAAAUUACAGACUUAAAGAAGAAGAGCGGCUAGAUGGUUUAGCCCAAGAUACUUUGGACAGUUUAUUGUAGAAUCCUAUUGCCCUAAAUAUAUUAAACAUCCAAACCAGAUAAAACCACUUUUAACAAUUAGAGUUUGAUUAACCAGAUGUGAGCCUUGAUUCAAGAUAAUGUAAAGGAUACAGAUUUUAACUUGAAAUAAUGGCAUAAAUUGAGUGGAAAACUGCUACAAUGUACAUAACCUUUAUUUAGAAUUUUUAUUUUUGUUACAGAUUCUUUGUGGAAAGAAUGUCAAAGCGUGAGCCAGACCUUAACUCGGGUAAGUAUUAUGAUUAUGGGGGAAGAACAGUAGAUCAGAAUGCAAGGAAAAUGGUGAAUAGGUACUAAACACAGAGACUACAGUGAUUUGUUGCCUAUUUAACAUGAAUCUUUGAUUUUUCCUUAGAAUCACUCUGUGGCUUUAUACAUAAUUUAAGCCCUGUAAAACGCUCAAAGAGAACGGAUUGGUUUGAGUUUCAUCUGCAAACAAGUCCUUCCAAAGUACAGCGAGUAGUUGGAUUUAAUAUCCCAAGCCACUCAACCUUCAGUGGACAUAACAAAUCAAAAACCCCUGUGCUGCUGUCAAAUACUAAGAAGAAUGAUUCGAACAAGGACAUUAUCUUCAACCAACAGUCAAUUGUAAGGUCUGCACCAGCGUUCGACAUUGACUUUGAUUAUUCUCCAGACAUUGCUGCAUCUGAGUCAUCCUCCUCUUCAGUGCAACCUGCUACUACGAUCACUCUGGAACAGGUACCAACUCUAAAGAUAAACCAGAAGGUCAACGUCACAGCAACGAUUUCAUUGGGCAGUGAACAACCUAAGCGGUUGAAGUGA
Porites lobata is the source of this 882-nucleotide messenger RNA. The record is from the annotation of a GenBank genome assembly. NCBI's taxonomy places the organism in Eukaryota, Metazoa, Cnidaria, Anthozoa, Scleractinia, Poritidae.